Molecule: messenger RNA, 1673 nt
Organism: Saimiri boliviensis boliviensis (Bolivian squirrel monkey)
Lineage: Eukaryota; Metazoa; Chordata; Mammalia; Primates; Cebidae
Product: HLA class I histocompatibility antigen, A alpha chain-like
Biological process (GO): antigen processing and presentation of endogenous peptide antigen via MHC class Ib; antigen processing and presentation of endogenous peptide antigen via MHC class I via ER pathway, TAP-independent; immune response
Cellular component (GO): external side of plasma membrane
Molecular function (GO): peptide antigen binding; signaling receptor binding
Source: RefSeq, a predicted model, not a curated record
CGUCGCUGCGGUCCCGAUUCUGAAGCCCCGGGUCACCUACCUGGACUCAGAUUCUCCCCAGACGCCGAGGAUGGGGUCAUGGCGCCCCGAACCCUCCUCCUGCUGCUCUCGGGGGCCCUGGCCCUGACCCAGACCUGGGCGGGCUCCCACUCCAUGAGGUAUUUCUACACCGCCGUGUCCCGGCCCGGCCGCGGGGAGCCCCGCUUCAUCGCUGUGGGCUACGUGGACGACACGCAGUUUGUGCGGUUCGACAGCGACGCCGCGAUUCCGAGAGGGGAGCCGCGGGCGCCAUGGAUGGAGCAAGAGGGGCCGGAGUAUUGGGACCGGGAGACACUGACCAUCAGGGCCAGCGCGCAGACGCACCGAGGGAACCUGCGGACCCUGCGCAGCUACUACAACCAGAGCGAGGCCGGGCCUCACACCCUCCAGACGACCUAUGGCUGCGACCUGGGGCCUGAUGGGCGCCUCCUCCGCGGCUAUUACCAACAUGCCUAUGACGGCAAGGAUUACAUCGCCCUGAACGAGGACCUGCACUCUUGGACAGCGGCUGACACGGCUGCUCAGAUCACCCAGCGCAAGUUGGUGGGCGCCCAUGAGGCGGAGGGGCUCAGGGCCUACCUGGAGGGCACAUGCCUGAAGUGGCUCCGCAGAUACCUGGCCAAGGGAAAGGAGACACUGCUGCAUACGGAGCCCCCAAAGACACAAGUAACCCACCACACAGUCUCUGACCAUAAGACCACCCUGAGGUGCUGGGCUCUGGGCUUCUACCCUGCGGAGAUCACAUUGACCUGGCAGCGGGAUGGGGAGGACCAAACUCAGGACACGGAGCUUGUGGAGACCAGGCCUGCAGGGGAUGGAACCUUCCAGAAGUGGGCAGCUGUGGUGGUGCCUUCUGGAGAAGAGCAGAGAUACACGUGCCAUGUGCAGCACAAGGGAUUGCCCGAACUGCUCACCCUGAGAUGGGAGCCGUCUUCCCAGCUCACCAUCUCCAUCAUGGGCAUCGUUGCUGACCUGGUUGUCUUUGGAGCUGUGGUCAUCGGAGCUGUGGUCACUGCUGUGACAUGGAGAAGGAGGAACUCAGCAGGAAAAAGAGGGAGCUACUCUCAGGCUGCGUGUAAGUGUUGGGGGCAGGAGUGUGGAGGAGCUCACCCACCCCGUAAUUCCUCCUGUCCAACAUCUCCUGCGGGUUCUGACCAGGUCCUCUUUUUGUUCUACCCUAGGCAGCGACAGUGCCCAGGGCUCUGAUGUAUCUCUCGCAGCUUGUAAAGCCUGAGACAGCUGCCUUGUGUGGGACUGAGAUGAGGGAUUUCUUCAUGCCUCCCCUUUGUGACUUCAAGAGCCUCUGGCAUCUCUUUCUGCAAAGGCAUCUGAAUGUGUCUGUGUCCCUGUUAGCAUAAUGUGAGAAGGUAAAGAGACAGCCCAGCCCAUGUCCACUGUGACCCCUGUCACCAUGAUGACUUGUCAUCUUUCCUGUUCCAGAGAGGUGGGGCUGGGCAUCUCCAUCUGUCUCAGCUUCGUGGUGCACUGAGGUGCAACCUCUUACUUUCUUACUAAAAAUGAGAAUAUGAAUAUAAAUUUGUUUUCUUAAAUAUUUGCCAUGAGAUGUUGAUGGUUAAUUAAGUCAGUCAAUUCCUAAAAUUUGAGAGAGAAAAUAAAGACCUGAGAACCUUCUA